Molecule: messenger RNA, 2904 nt
Organism: Effrenium voratum
Lineage: Eukaryota; Dinophyceae; Suessiales; Symbiodiniaceae
Source: the annotation of a GenBank genome assembly
GAGCAUGGUGCAUUUCCGUUUGCUCUCAGCGCGCGGAAUGUGGGAACUCACGCCAUGGAACUACGGGGCGAUCUCAAGACCUCCACUCGGCACAUCGCACAGCUGGGAAGGCAGAACCAGUGGGCUGAAGCUCUGCGGUUCCUGGAGCAAGUGCCUCAGCCCAACGCCUUCGUCUACAGCGCCGCCAUCAGCGCCUGCGAACGGAGCCACUGCUGGCAGCAUGCGCUGCAACUCCUGGAGGACAUGGGUCAGCGCCGGGUGCGCGCGGACGUGGUGUGCUGCGGGGGACUGCUGAGCGCCUGUGAGAAGGGCCAGCAGUGGCCAGGUGCGCUGCAGCUGCUGCAGGACAUGCGGGAGGCCCAGAUUUUGCCCAACCUCAUCUCCUACAGCUCAGCUUUGAGUGCCUGUGAGAAAGGCCAGAAGUGGGAGCACGCCCUGCUGCUCUUCUGGGCCAUGACGCAGGAAGGCCUGGAGCAGGAUGUGGUGUCCUGCAGCGCAGCCAUCAGCGCCUGCGAGAAGGGCCAGCAGUGGUCGACGGCUCUCUCGCUGUUGGCGGCCAUGCUUUCGCAGCGCAUUUCUCCGAAUGCCUACACCUUCAACUCUGCCAUCAGCGCUUGCGAGAAAGGCUUGCAGUGGGAGUGCGCCCUGCAGCUCCUCGAGGAUAUGGCGAUAAACCUUCUGCCUGACACCAUCACCUUUGCUGCCGCACUUAGCGCGUGCCAGAAGUGCCUUCGCUGGGAGCCUGCGCUGGAGCUGUUGAAGGAGAUGCGGCGGCGUGGGGUUCAGGAGGGUUUGAUGACCUACAACGCGGCGAUGAGCGCCCUCUGUCAGAAUUGGAAGCUGGCGACCUCCUUGCUGCGACAGCUUCAGGAGUCCCUGCUGGUGCCGGACGUGGUGUCCUUCUCGGCGGUGGCGAGCGCCUGCGAUCGAGCCGGGCGCUGGGAAAGCGCGGUGCGGCUGUUCGAGGAGCUGCAGGAGCUGUCCACCGUGCCCAACAUGGUCUUCUGCAGCCACGCCAUCGGCGCGUGUGCCACGUGCAGCGCCUGGCGCCCGGCGCUGCAGCUGCUGCAGCAGGCGGAGGACCUGGGUCUUGAGGUGGAUGUGGUUGCCUGCACUGCUACGUUGGAGGCCUGUUGUCAGGGCGGGCAAGUGCCCUUCGCCCUGCAGCUGCUGCAGGACAUGCGAAGGCACGCACUGCGGCCAAAUGUGGUGUCCUACGCAGCGGUGCUCGGCGGAUGCGAGCGCCACCAGAAGGCCCCAGAGACGCUCUGCUUGCUGGGGGAAUGCUUGUCGAGCGCUUUGGCGAUGAUGCCGAGCAUUGCGAGCUCGCGCCGCGGCGGGGCUGGCAAAGCGACGUCUCUGAUCGAGGGUGAGGCCGCCAGCUACGGCGCCACUGGGGCAGCCAACGGAUCCAAGACCGGCAUCUUCCGCUUCAAGUGGUCUUGGCCCAGCUGCCCCUUGAGCCCACCCCUCGUGGCGGAAUGCCUGGGCACCUUCUGCUUGGUCCUGGCAGUGGGUUGCUUGGUCACCGGCCCCGGGCCGGCACCCUGGGUGCCCACCGCCAUCGCGGCCGUGCUCAUGGUCAUGGUGUACGCCACCGGCCCCAUCUCCGGCGGGAACCUGAACCCCGCGGUGUCGCUGGCCCUGGCCAUCUCCGGCAAGCUGACCUGGACGCAGAUGCUGAAGUACUGGGCCGCCCAGCUGCUGGGCGGCUUCCUGGGCGCGGGGGCCUACCGGGGCCUCUGCUACCCCAACUUCGUGAUGGUGGCGCCCAUCGCCCCCUUCGGCCCAGGCUCGUGCUUCACUGCUGAGCUCAUCUACACCUUCAUGCUGUGCUUUGUGGUUCUGAACUGCGCGGCAUCGCGCCGCAACAAUCCGAAGGACGACCCCAACCAGUUCUUCGGCCUGGCCAUCGGCUUCGUCAUCGUGGCCGGGGGCCACGCGGUGGGGGGCGUGUCUGGGGCCGCGCUGAACCCGGCGGUGGCGUUGUCGCUGGGCACCACCUCUGGCAAGGACAUCUACUGGCCCUGGCUGUGGAGUGCGGCGGAGCUCUUGGGCGCCGCCGUGGCGGCGGGCGCCUUCCGGCUGCUGCGGGGGGAGGAGUUCGCCCAGGAUGCCACUGAAGAGAGCCUCGAGAAGCACGAGACAGGACUCCUCAUGUGCUGCGCGGCUGAGUUGUUGGGCACCUUCAUGCUGGUCUUCACAGUGGGCAUGAACUUGGUGGCCACCUCCCCCUCCGUCGCCUUCUCCGCGGCCGCCGCGCUGAUGUGCAUGAUCUACUCCUUGGGCAACAUCUCUGGCGCGCAUCUGAACCCCGCAGUGACCCUGGCGGUCACGCUUCGGGGCAAGUGCUCCUAUGGCAAGGCGGCCUGCUAUGUGCUGGCUCAGCUCCUGGGCGGCAUCUUUGCGGGACUCUCCUACGCUGCCUUCCAUGGGGUGUCUUCCAACAACCGCAAGUCCAUUCAGCUCGCCUUCGGGAAGCACUAUGACAUCUGGCAGGCCUCCUUCGCGGAGCUUCUGUUCACCAUGAUCCUGGCCUACGUGGUGCUGGCGGUGGCCACCACGGAGAAGCCGGCGGAAUGGAAGACCAAGCAGAACUUCUACUUCGGCCUGGCCAUCGGCUCCUGCGUCACCGCCGGAGGCUUCGCCGCCGGCGCCAUCUCAGGUGGAGAGCUGAAUCCCGCCGUGGCCGUGGGCAUCUACCUGGCGAACGUGGUGAACCCGGGCCGCCUGGGCAUCGGGCCCUUCGUCAACCUGGUCUGCUUCUCGCUCUUCCAGCUCCUUGGGGGUGCCUUCGCAGCCGGGCUCUUCCGCCUCACCCACGGAGGAGCUGCGGGCAAAUCCAAGGAGGAGGAGAAGAUCGUGGAAGCUGAGGCACCGGCGGAGACCGUGCUGGAGGCCUAG